Messenger RNA from Zea mays, 2003 nucleotides. Its product is annotated as putative RING zinc finger domain superfamily protein. Bases 1074 to 1763 code for a protein of 229 amino acids. Gene Ontology annotation, biological process: protein ubiquitination; interstrand cross-link repair. NCBI's taxonomy places the organism in Eukaryota, Viridiplantae, Streptophyta, Magnoliopsida, Poales, Poaceae. Gene Ontology annotation, molecular function: ubiquitin-protein transferase activity; protein binding. Gene Ontology annotation, cellular component: nucleus. The record is from RefSeq and is marked provisional. The transcript is spliced from 12 exons.
CCGUCACGCCGUCACUCUACAGGACCAGUUGGCUGCAUAUGGAGGUCGAGGACCUCGAGGAUCUCUACAACAUCGACGCGUCGUACGACCAAGACGACCCGGAUGAGGACGAGGGGGAGCAGCAGAGCGAGGAUGACCAAGAGAUGGACAUGCUAGGAGGAGCGGUGGCGGAGGAGGACGGGGCGGAUGACGCUCGAGGAUCCAGCGCCGACGAGGAAGAGGAUGAAGAAGACGACGAAGAGGAGGAGGAGGAGGAGCCGGAGGGGGCGCGGUUGGUCGCGGGCGAUUGCGGACCAUCCCCACGAGCUAGGGUUUCCGAGUUUGCGGCGGCUGCCGGCGCCGCCGUGGAGCGGGCCCACACGGCCAACUGCCCCGUCUGUAUGGACCCGUGGACCUCCCAAGUUGUAUCCCAUGUGGGCAUGUCUAUGGGAGAUCUUGCCUAGAGAAGUGGUUAACCCAGCGCGGGAACCGAAGUGCGACGUGCCCUCAGUGUGGCAAAAGGUUUAAACAUAAGGACAUCAUCAACCUCUAUGCACAAGAGGUUGCUGUUCCUAAUAGUGAACUUGAGAAGGAAAUUUCAUACUUAAGGCGGGAAAUCUGUUCUCUGAAGAAGAUGGUUGUGCACCAUGAUAAAAUGUUUGAGGAGAUGAUCAAGAGGCAGAAUGAUGGUGUUCGCUCAAAGAGACAGUGGCUGAGCACUCAUAUGAAGCCGCAAAUCUGGUGGCAUCUACCCCAGCCACAAUAAGUUUUAGCUUACAGAACGAAUUACCUGUGGCUGGAGCUCGAGUCAUCAGCAUAGACACAUCUAACAAAAUAAUACUUGUUUCUGGAAGGGCAAAUGCUAUAGGUGCUGAAUAUGUUGUUACCAAGAUUAGCAUGCUGUCCAACCGUGAAGUACGCAAAAUCCAUCUUCCUCCUGAAACCAAAGCUGUUAGGGAUAUGUGUAUCCUGCCUGGUGGCUCUGCUAUUUUUACAUCACUAGGAAGGAGGCUAUCACUUUUCAGGCUCCUGGUUGGUCGUGUGCAGUAGGUGCAUCUGGUUCACAUCAUAUUUAUGCUGGAUUGCAGAACGGGAUGGUUGUGGUAUUUGAUAUCCGUCAAACUGUGAGGCCCUUGCGUUGUAUGGUGGGGCUAUCUGCAAAUCCGGUUCAUACUCUCCACUCUGUCAUUGAUAACAACGGUUCCAGGAAGGUUCUUUCAGCUUCUGCUAUAGGUCCCUGCAUGUGGGAUGCUGAUAGCAACCAAAGCAGGCCGCAUUUGCUAACUGGGACGGGAGAUGAGCGUGUCUGCAUAUCUCUUGCAUGUGCCGCUCCAUGGAGUGACCUUUUGGUGGCUUCCUUCCGGCCCAGAGUUGAUCCAUCAGGAGAUGCAGUUGCCGCAUCCCAAGUUUAUCUAUCACAAACGCCUACACGGUCUGGGCAGGGGAAACCAGGGCAGCACACCCUUAUCAGGAGGAGGACGGGUAACACCUGCUUCGCUGAAGGCACGACUUGCUAUGCCAACGUGAGCGAGCUGCGCAUGUCAAAAUCGGCCAUCAUACCUUACGGAUACGGAGGCCACCAGCAGAAGCACCUGUUCUCCUACGGAGACGAGUCGCUGCGUGGGGUCCGGACCUGGCAACUGCCUUCGUUUGGGAUGCAUGCUGACCUCUGCACCCACCGGGAGCCCAUCCUUGAUUUAAGGUACGCUGCUGAAACUGAAGGACCAGGUGGGUACCUUGGUUGCUUAAGCGAGGAGAAGCUGCAGGUGUUCAGAGUUAAUUAAUUGUUAGGUAGCUUAGCUGGUCAGUGAGGGAGCAGCUUCUUUUUGACUUUUGGUAGCUCAGCUCAGCUAAUUGCUAGGUAACAUAACAUCACUGUGAAGGUCGUGCUUGUUUGGUGAAGCUGCUGUGUACAUACAGGGCAACAGCUGAAAUUGCCUAGUUUUGGUGCUGCUGGCUGUUUGUUUGUGUCACUGACUGGAGUGAAGACCAUCUCCAGCAAUUCCUCCCAUAUUUCACUGACU